Messenger RNA from Pocillopora meandrina, 5121 nucleotides. The record is from the annotation of a GenBank genome assembly. Lineage: Eukaryota; Metazoa; Cnidaria; Anthozoa; Scleractinia; Pocilloporidae.
GUUGCGUUGCUCAAGACGAUAUCAAAUGUUAAGUAACUUUUUCGUCAGCUGUCCAACCAUGAAAGCGAACGAUGGGAUGUUUUUCCACCAUUCGAUGCCUUGUAAACAUCACGCAAGUGCAAAAUGGGUUCAUCCGCGAUAAAGAAAGGUAUGUGAAUUCUUUGGAAAUUUCUGAUUGUCGGGCAUUUAGCCCAUUACCACGGCUGGGCAAACGACAACGUAAACCCUAAAACAUCGAAGGGGAAGGAGCAAUAGUUUAGCACAUGUCUUUUGAAACUUGCAACAUUUCUUCGCGGUCCUCUGCGAAACAAAAACGUGAAAUCAGCUACUAGCCUGCAAUGCUGGCGUCUUUGUAGAAGGAGCUUACGAUAUAAGCUCGUGAUUGUAUGGUCUUCCUCUGCCAUAGCGUAUCAAAGAUGGCGGUCAUAAUUUUCGUUAAGAAAAUAAUGAGCACACGCUCACUAAAAUUACGCCAGCUCUGCAGGCUAUAUUCCUCCUGGAACUUGGCGCUACUUAUUUUUAUUGGUAAUAAGUUUACAGCGUAUAUGUGACCAACAAAGUCUGUAGACUGUGGGGUUUUAAGCUAAAAACCUAGUCAGUAUACACACAUAUCAAGAAAUUUUACGCCGUUUAAGUUAACGGCUUAAAAUCUUACAGUAUGUAUAUUGCCGACUGAAAGAAAUUAUGUCGUUAUCUUAUACAAAUGAGAUCUGGUGCAGUUGAGACAGUUAUCACACCACCCAUGCUUUCUACUAAAAUAAUUUGUGAAGGCAAGGUUUCAAAUUGUUUGUGCGAGAAAGUCUGGUAACUAGUUUCCAGCACCAAGUCGAGGCAGAGUCGUCUCAACAUGGCUUUCACGGGUUCCGGGCUACAUAAAUCUUUAAAGGAAAGGGAUAUUCACAAUUCAAGAGUAUUCCAGACUUCAGGUUUCCUGAUAUUUACUAUUAUCUGGUCAGAAAAGAUGGCUAUUAUGAAGACUUUUUACUGUCGUAUAGAAGUCUGGGGGUUUUUGCUUAUUUUCUGAAGGGCAAAAUAUAAUUGAUAACAGCAUUAGACAGGCUUGAGUUGGAAGAUGGCAUGAGAUGGCACAAAACUUCAUUUUCAACUUACAGUCACUCUAAUCUUGCUUUCAAAAUAAGAGCAUAUUCCCCUCUACCUCCACUUGGUGCUGAUAAUUAGUUAUCAGACUAUCUUGCAAAAACAAUUUGAAACUGGUCUAUUGAGCAACUUCCUGCAGCAUCCCACAGCAGUUCAAAACCAAGCAAAGGGCUUUAAGAUUUGGGGUUAAUUAUCUGCCAUUCCAUCUUUUGGGAUAUGGGGUAAUUUCAUGCUAUUCCACCAUUCUACCAGUCCAGUUUUUAGAGUGGUCUGACUGUAAUUUUAUGUAUCACUGGGUGUUAAUGGUUGAAAAGCCCAGUACUCUCUCAAAACAGUCUUUGAGUAAGUCAUGCAAUGGCUAAAUGAGCGGCAGCCCUACACAUAAGAUAAAUUUGACAAAUCAAAUGAACUUAGCCCUCCCAAACUAUCUGAUGUUGAUCACGAAGUGCCAAAUGACCCUGAACAGGCUUUAGAUCCUACUUCUUAUGUUUGGUUAAAGUUAAAUAUGCAGCUUAAAUUGUAUAACUUGUGCUACUAUAUGUAUUGACUGUCAAAUGUUUUUUUAAUUGUUUUUUUUUUUUUUGUUAGAACACAGAAUAUACCUGAGUUUUUUGUUAGAAUAAAAUAUAUUCCUAAAUCAAUACAUAUAAAUAUUUUUCUUCCUUCUCCAAAAUUUUUUAGUCAUUCCGGAUAGUGAAACAGAAUAUCAGGUUCCUAGUUGAUUUGAUUUUUACGUGUGAACUGUUCUUUUUCAGAAUCAAGUAUCAGCUUGCAGUACCAAUGUAAGGUGAGUUUCUUAGAUAGAUGUUGGAAUAAAUUUCAAAAAUGGAGAACAUCACUGUGUUAUGGGUCUGGGAAUUUGAAAGAGUAAACAGUUCCUCAUUAUUCCUUCACCUGCAAAAAUAUCACCCAACAGAGUUAUACAACUUUUUGUUGAGACGUGAAUGCAUUAAUUGCCUUCCAAUUGUCACAAAGAGAAAGUAGAAUUGUCAAACAUUUUUAUCAUGGUGCAAAAUUGUAUUUUGGCUAUCAUCCAUGACUUAAAAACUUGCACAAUUCAUGAUGAUGUUAUAUAGAGUUCAAGCAUUUUGUGACAAAGUGAGUCACAGAAUAUGAGGUUUUUUUGCUGAUUUUUUAACCAGUUUUUGUAUGGAUUGAAGAAGGCCUAUUACAGGUAAUGACAUUUUUAUCUGUAUUCCACCAACAGGAUAUCAAACUUGCCUUUACAGCUAGAUAUGGCAUUGACAGGGAAGAAGAAAUGGAAGUUGAAAAUGAAUCUGGUAAUUGUUUUUCAGAUAAUUAUGACCUGUUUUUAUUUGAAUGUACUGGGUUUCAUAUUCAGCUAACGUUGUUUAUAUUACAAACCCAAUUGGUUGUGUAUAGUAAGCCAGGGGCUAGUGGAUUGUGAGAUCAGGCUGGCAGAUUCUGACUCUCACUUGCCCAACAGACAAGAGGAUUUUUUCAGAGACAAAAAAAAGUGUUUCACUGAAUGAAAAUCACAAACAGAGAAGUAAACAACUGAAUUUCCUAGUGGUUCAUUGAAGUACCAAGUCAUUGACUUGUAUUUUCACUGUGUCGAAUUGGAAGUUGACAGACAUUAGGGACCUUGAGCAAAUCACAACAGCGAAGGCAACAAGGACAAGGCAGAAGAUCCAAUGAGCAGAACAGUAGCUUGGCAUGUGCAUUUUAAAACUGUGUACAUUUCUAAGCUGUCCUCAUCAAAAUUUGUGUGGUCCAAGAAAGGAAACCCCAACGGCAAAUUAUUUAAGUUUCCACUAGGAACUCAACACUGCUCUCAUACAUUAUGCUGAUUUUUAACUUGCAGUGCCAUAAGAGAUGAUGAACACAUCCAGUCAAUCUUGAAAUCCGACUAAAAAUAUAUAUUUAUUUUGAAAUUUAUGUCUUCCUUAGUGUUGCUAUCCUAACUGUAAAAAGUCCCUACUAGCUUGAGCAGCACUUCAUUCACUCUGAGGAAGAUUCAUUGAUGUUUAAAUUGAUGAAACCAAAUUAUCUAAUUUUAAACUGUUUUUAACAAAACAGCUUUGAAAUACACUUUAGCUGUGGUGUGAAUUGGUUAUUACUUAAUUUUUUGGUCAACCUACAGUUAGACUUGAGUGGAACAGAAUUAAUAUUUGAAAUCACUGUAGUGAAGUGAGUUUUGCAUUACAUUUUUUGCUAGGGAUUGUGAAAGUUUCCUUUGCUAAUCUGCCCAAUCUUCAGAUUUAAAUUAAUAGAAAUUUGGUUAUUGGACUUGACUUUUUCUGAGCCCAUGCAGGCUAAGGCGAAUAGCUAAUCGAUCACAGUUUCUGCAUAUUUUAGAGUUUGUAGACUUGAAUGCACUUUGUUCUCUUCAAUAGUGGACAAAAUUCCACAUGAAGUAACACUGGAAGUGAGUGACUUCAGGGAUGCCAGCUCCAGUAAGAGCAUUCACUUCAAGAGUUCAAACAUUGAGUGCAAUGUAACAGGGAAAGUUGGUUUCCUGGAAGAUUUUGUGAAGUCCCCAGAGGAUUACAUGAAAAUUAUCACACUCGUAAGUCUUCAUGCUUUGGGAAAGGAUAUCAAAGGUGAGUAAGAUAAUUGUAUCUGUUAUCAAUGAAAUGGUUCUUUUUGUCGUAAUAUCACUUGAAAAUGAGUUUUCCUAUUGAGAUCUGUGUCCUUUUUGUUUGGCAGGUCCUCAUUUGUUUCCUGGAGAGGAGGUCCUAUUUGUAAGAGAAAUUAAUAUAGAUGGAGAGGCAAUAACCUAUGAGAAGACGAGUGACCUUGCAGGGUACAUGAUCACUCUUCAUGAAUGUCAAAAAAUAAACAGUUUUGUUUAUCAAGGAAACUUUCAGCUGACGAGUGUCCUGUGGCUGUUGUCAGAAUUUGCUGUUACAAAGUUUUGUAAGGGAAGAGAGUAACAAGAUUAGAGGUAACUUGACACUGCUGAAAAAGUUAUGGGAAAUAUGUAAAAUAAACUAUGGACAAGGGGAGAGGAUUUAAGAGAGUUUGUCUCAAAUGGCAGUCAUGAAAAUGUGAACUUGUGUUGUUUUGGCAGUCUAUGCAGUGUCAGAAUGCAAUGUCUACUUAUUCCCAGACUUCAGAAACAUCUGGCAGAAAAUGUGCUCUUUAACAGUAGGUGGAGCAAGCUGAGUCCUUGUAGAUUUUCAAACAUUGAAUUAAAAAUUACUUGUUUUUAUAACUUCCCUUUUUGAAUUUUGCACCUAUAAGGCAGCAUUUUAAGUUUCUCAAUCUUUAAUUUUACUUCAUAUAAUGUUAGGAAUAUAUUUGUAGUUUAUUUUUAACUAGUAAUUUCUACAACAGUAUGGUUAGUUUUCAAUAUCAAGGCCCCUCUGGAUACCAUUCCUAGAGCUGAAUGGGUUACCCUGUAUAAAUAAAGUUUAUCUCUCUAUCUAUCAGUUGGAGUCAUAACAAAUCAAGGAAAUCUCCUGACUAUGUAAUGUGUUUUAUUUCAGGAAAGAGUGGAAUCUUUGAAAUUACUUAUACUCAAGCUGAUGACUAACACAUUAUUUCUUAUUCAUUUCUGUUACUGGCAGGGCAGCAAGGCUAAAGUCCAAAGAAACCCAAACAAGGCUAAUUGUUUGUUUGUUUGUUUGUUUUAAACAUUAAAUUUAGUUAUCUUAUAAGCAAUAAUUAAAUGAAAAAAGAUUUCCCAUACUUUUAUGUAAUUCUUUGAGUUGAAAACUAGGCAACAAAGAUGAUAAUGUCACAGUAGACCCAUCAUCAAUUCAGUUAUAAUGAGGAUGUUGUCCCAAGAAACCCAAGCAAGGCUAAUUUGUUUUUAAAAGAAAACAUUAAAUUUAGCAAUCCAAGAAGUAAUAAUUAAAUGCAAAAAGAUUCCCCAUACUUUUAUGUCAUUCUUUUAGAUGAAAAGUAGGUGCCAUAGGGUGUGUUAAGGGGUUAGUUUUAAGUGUCAGUGCCAGGUACCACAAAAUGAUCAGUUUCAGUCAACGAAGUUGAUAAUGUAAAUUGGCCACAGUAGACCCAUAAUCAACUCAGUUAUAAUGAGGAUGUUGUAGAUAUGCU